AUGUCAUCGGAACGAAGUGGUCCGAACGGAUCUCUUGAAGAUAACGGUGACUAUCUUCCAUUAGAAGUAAUUGGUGAUGAGAGUUCAUUGGAUGAGAAUCAUGUAUGCGAAGAUGUUAUUAUGUCAAUUACGAACAAACAUGUUCAAUGUUUAGCAAGAUUUUCGAAUAACGAGCUCCUUGCCAAGGACACAAUCGGUCAAAAUGCUCUUCACAUGGCUGCUCGUGUUGGAGAUUUGAAUAUUUUGAAGUACUUACUGGACAGACUUCCCGAGCUGAGGGACAUCCAGUCAGCGAAUGGAGAGACUGCUGCUCAUAUAUCUGCAGCUCAUGGAGACAUGCGUGCUCUUGAAAUGUUGCUCGGAGGACCAUUAAAAACCACAAUGAAUUGUGCAAUGACACGCGAUAUCAAUGGAACUUCUAUCCUAAUGGCAUCUGUUGCUCGUGGAGACACUGAAAUGGCCAUCUGGUUACUUCGGAAAUUCGGAAAAGGUCUUGCACUUCUCGAUAACAACUGCAAAAUGUUGCCAGUCCAUGUGGCAGCUGCACAAGGAAAUAUCGAAUUCCUUCGUGCUGCAAUCAAGUUUGACAACCAAAUGGUGAAUGCAAGAGAUGAAUUUGGAUGUACUCCAUGUGUAUAUGCAGUACAAGGAGGAUGUCUGGGAACUGUUCGAUUUCUAGUCGAAAAGGCAAGAAGUGAAAUGGGAUCAGUUAGUAAUAGAGGACAGUCACUUCUUCAUAUCGCUUGUUUAUGUGGACAUGAGCAUAUUGUUCGAUGGAUUCUCAAUCGAUCGGGUUCUGAUUCCAUUCUGUGGACAACAAAUGAUCGAGCAAAUGCUAUUCAUUGUGCUGCUUAUGCUGGAAGUGUUCCAGUUCUUUCUCAACUUCUGAGUGCAUUCAGUAAAAAGAAGAGACAUUAUGUGAUGACAUUGAGAGAUACACGUGGAAACACUCCUCUUCAUCUGGCUUCAAUGAAUAAUCAUUUGGAUGCUGCACUCUAUAUGCUUGAAAACGGAGCUGAUCCAGCUCUAAUCAAUUCAAAUGGACAUUCACCUCAAUCAAUUGCUGCCCUCCGUCAUCACAGAGAAAUGGAGAGACUUGUUGCAGCAUAUCAAGGAAAGAAGAGAAAGAGUAAAUCAAAGAAGAAGUCGCAAUCGAUGCAUGAUCUCUCUCAAUUCACUUCUCUCCAAAGUGGUCCAUUGAGUCCAGGAGGUGUUACGAGUUAUUCAAGUAACACGAAUGGAUUCGAGACAACCGAAAGAAGAGCAUUCUCGCCCAGAGAGCUCAGUUCUGGAUACUCGAGUAAUGGAGAUGUCGCUGAGUCUAUAAAAAGCGAGGCUGAAAUCGUUCGUCACCGACUCAGAUUCAUUGAGGAUGACGUGGAUUCUCUUCGUGAUACUGGGGCUCAAACAGAUAUGGAUCUUCUUCAAACUCAUGUGAAAGUACUUGAUGAUAAGACAUGGGCAGGUCUUGGUCUCUCAGCAGUUGAACAUAUUGAUCGAGUUCUUGAUGAACUUGAAUUCCAAGAAUAG
Molecule: messenger RNA, 1530 nt
Organism: Caenorhabditis remanei
Lineage: Eukaryota; Metazoa; Nematoda; Chromadorea; Rhabditida; Rhabditidae
Exons: 8
Coding region: 1-1530 (509 amino acids)
Molecular function (GO): protein binding
Source: RefSeq, a predicted model, not a curated record